AUGCGCCACCAGGUCAUCCUGGACGGUGAUGAGUGGGAGAGGGUCUUGACGGCUGCCCUAGAGAAGGCCAUGGAGGCAUUCCGCGAGGAUGUGGCCGAGAUGCUACACCUCUCUGUGGACGCCGUGAAGCCACCGAUGAACACCGGCGCGUUUCAGGUGGAGCUCAUUGUCAAGCACGCGGCAAACGUGUCUGUGGCUACCAUCAAGGCAGAACUGGCGGAGUGCAAAUUCGAGCGCACCUGGCUCGUGGAGACAGUCACCGGAGGCAGCUCCUCUAGAACAGCCCCGCAGUAGUCGCAGAGCGCUCUGACUGAUGUGCGUCGGAACGGGAAUGCCGCACAGGGCCAUGAGAGCGACGAUGCCGAGCGCGCAGUGACCACUCGUCACCGCCUGCGUUUUCCUGGUGACGCCUGGGCAACUGUGAUGAAGGUGCACGGUGAAGAUGCCGUGACGAGUGCACUCGUGCGGGACGUCCUUGACAAUGCCAAUCAGUGUCAAGGAUGGCGAUGUCCGUGUGCAGCGCUUGGAGAAAGCAAGCCAUUUGGCUGAGUUGGUCACCACCCACUCCGCUUCCCUCUCGCGGAAGGAGAUUGUCAACGCUAUGGGGUCGUUUGCUUUUCCGGAAAUAUGGGAGCUGUUCUUCCAGCAAGAUGGAAAGUCUCUCGCCCCUCCACAGGCGCACCCUUCCGAGAACCCACGUGAAGGCUUUGCAAUAAUGAUGACGACUAUGCAAAACUGCUUCCACGGGCACAACUGUGGCGCUGUUCUUACAGGAGACGAGGAAAAACUGCGCAGCUGCAUCCAGGAGGACGUCGUCACAAGGUUCAAGGUACCACCGAGCGCGAUGCAGAACGUUAAGCUCAGCAUGGGCAGUCUGCUGGUGGUCUUCGACCUGCAGCACAGCUUUGCAGCAGAGUAGAAGACACUCGAGAAGGCACUUUCCAAGUGUCCCUUCAGAAAAACGUGGUUCCUGUACGAGCAGUACAAUUCUACCCCCGAGGACGCGUCACUCAUCGCCACCAUCUCCACUUUCCCGGCUCCGCCUGGCCGCCCGUGCUGGCGGCAUAAUGGAUCGUUCUGCACAGCGCCCUUGUCGCCGAUGUAGCGGAGCAGCUCUCUGUUCAGGAGUCGCACGUGGCGGACGUGUUCUUCACCAGUGCUCUCAAGGUGAUGUUCACUGUUUUUCACGCCCCGACACUCACGCGACACGCGGUCGAUGUGCUGCUCAGUGAGGGCCACUUCACUCGCAUGUAGGAGCUGUACAUGGAGAUGGAGUCACCGAGUUCAACACAGAAAUGUGCUGUUUCGCUUUCCGCUGCUGCCGAGACCGCGAGCCUCAUGCAUAUUUCUCGCAGAGCUAGUCUAUUUAUGGACUCGUGCGCCGCCGAUGCAGUGACAGGCCACCGUCAGGUGUGCCUUGAGAGAGCGGAGUGGGGUGCGGUCACUAGCGAGAGCAAGGAGCAGCUGCGGAAGGCUUUCGUGGCUGACGUUGAGGCUGCAGUCGGCGUAUCGGGAGAUGCCGUGCAGUCGGUAACGUUCCACCUGGGUACCCUGGCCAUCGACUACGCGGUGGUCCAUGCGCCGACUCUUGACCGCAAAGAGAUGGACAGCCAGCUCAAGGUCUUCAAGUAUUCUCGUACCUGUGCCGUGUACCUCGGCUCCACGGCGAAAAAGGCGCAAGAGUCAGCUGCGCACACCACCGCGCAUCAUCACGUGAAGCUGGAAGGGGACGAGUAGGGCACGCUGAUUGCAGAGCAGUACAGCGAAUUUGAGACGGCCUUCGUGAACGACGUGGCGGCGUCGCUGGGGUUGCCAAAGGAGGUCAUUACGAACGUAUCAUGCCGCUUGGGGGGCUUACUGAUUGGCAUGGGCAUUCGUCACCCAAGGGAGUGGUGACGACAGGCGAUGGUUCGACAACUAGCGUCCUUCCCGUACACGAAGACGUGAACCCUGUAUCAGUCAGUAAAACUCCGAUUAAUGCACACACAGGUGGCAGAACAUCGCGUCCUCAUUGAAGGCGGUCAUUGGCCCACUGUCCUUGAAGAUCAGGCGACUGAUCUAAACCGAGCUUUCAAGUAGGACGUUUGCGUAACCGUGCUGCUGCCGGUGUCAGCUGUGAGAGACCCCCUGUUCAGUCUAGGCAGUUUCGUCGCUGAAUUUUCCCUUACACACGAGGAGGUAGAGCAUCGCGCGUAUGACAAGAGGUUUGCACAGUGUCUCUUCAGUCGAACGUGGGCCUUCUACGAACCUCCACCCGAUUGGUGCAAUGCUUCGCCAGCGAGCACAGUCACCACAGCACAUUACGUGGAGCUUGUGGGGUACAACAAAGCAACCUUCAUGCAAUACACAGAAACUGCCCUGACAGAGACACUACAGCCUGAUGUGCGCACCGCCUGCAAAACGCUACUUGCUAAACUCACUUGCGUUACCUUCAACAAUACUCAGUUCUCCAUGUGA
Molecule: messenger RNA, 2457 nt
Organism: Leishmania braziliensis MHOM/BR/75/M2904
Lineage: Eukaryota; Euglenozoa; Kinetoplastea; Trypanosomatida; Trypanosomatidae
Source: the annotation of a RefSeq genome assembly